Messenger RNA from Acaulospora morrowiae, 798 nucleotides. Lineage: Eukaryota; Fungi; Glomeromycota; Glomeromycetes; Diversisporales; Acaulosporaceae. The record is from the annotation of a GenBank genome assembly.
AUGUUAUUUCCCAUACAAGGUGGCUCAACACAAAAAUCACCCGAAGAUGAAUCUGAGGGUGAUGGAGUCCAUGUUGAUAGUGGAGAAUUCCCCAAUUAUAGCCUAAUAGGUAGAAAUGAUGCUGAGAAUCCGCUUUUUGUAUCUGGACACUAUUCUAACGAUGCAACCGUUAAUCAGGACGAGUCAGUACCGUUAAAUAAUACUCACAAGUGGUUAUAUUCUGAGAUUGGUGAUGACUUACUUUCAUCUCAUAUAAUGUCGGUAAUGGAAAAAUAUCGUUCAAAAUUAACGUCAAAAUACGAUCUUGUGCACAGCUUUAUUUUAGAUCUCACUCCAUUUAAUACUACAUAUUACGAAGAAAUUGGUUCAUCUAUUCGAGCCUCUUAUGAGAAAUUAAGGAGCAAGCAACCCAAGCUUCACGAAUCCCAAGACUGGAAGAAGAUCCUGUAUUGGGUUGAACGUGCUGUCGGGGCAUUAGAAAUUUGGUGUGCAAGUAGAGAUUCAUCAAAUCUUUUUACUAUCGGAAUUCAGCUAUACAUGACAGAGAUUCGAAUAUACAUGAUGGAAAAACGUGGUAUAUAUCGACUUCAUCUCCUGAAGUCGUUUAAACAUCAUCUAUUAUGUUCAUCUUAUGAAAAACUACUUAUUGCACUUUCUUGGGCAUGGAAUAUAAAGGGCAUUUUUGUCCAGGGACUUGUGAAAGAACUUUCGCUAAAAUCGGAUGAUAGUGCGAUUGUUUCCGCUAAAACUCCUAAACGAAGUCCACCAAACGAAAUGAAAACCAUAAAAACAUCAUAG